UCGCUCCGCGCUCGGGGAACGCGGCCCCCGCCCCGCGGAGCACCAGCCUCGCCUGCGCUCUCCGCCUUUCUCCACGCGCGACCGACCAUGGAUGGCAACGCGCGGCUCUCGGUGCCGAGCACCUUGGAGGCCCCGCUGAUGUGCGAAGCUCCGGAAGCGCAGCGGAGCAGCGGCGGUGGCGGCACAGCAAGCAGCCUGGGCGGCCCCAUCACCGCCUGUAAGAAGAAGAGAGCUGCUUGUUUCAAUAGGAAGGCUCACAGAACAAGCACUGAGAAGGUGUUCUGGUUCCCCCAGGUUCUCCGCAGCAAGAGCUUGCUGGAGUCCACAGACUACUGGUUACAGAAUCAGAGAACGCCCUGCCAGAUCGGUUUUGUGGAAGACAAGUCUGAAAGCUGUGCUUCCGUCUGCUUUGUGAACCUGGAUGUGAACAAGGAUGCGUGUAGCACAGAGCACCUGCAGCAGAAACUGGUCAAUGUUUCACCAGAUCUUCCAAAACUUAUCAGCUCCAUGAAUGUCCAACAGCCAAAAGAAAAUGAAAUUGUUCUCCUAAGUGGCUUAGCAUCGGGAAAUCUCCAGGCAGAUUUCCAAGUUUCACAGUGCCCUUGGCUGCCCGACAUCUGCUUGGUCCAGUGUGCAAGAGGGAACAGACCGAACAGUACCAACUGCAUCAUCUUUGAAAUCAAUAAAUUCUUGAUUGGACUGGAGUUGGUGCAAGAGCGGCAGCUCCACCAGGAAACAAACAUCUUGAAACUGGAGGAUGACACAAACUGUUCCUGGUCCUCAAUCGAGGAAGACUUCCUCACUGCCUCUGAGCACCUGGAGGAGGAGAGCGAGGUGGAAGAAUGUAGGAAUGGUUAUGAAAAUAUAAAUGUAUCAACCAAUGUUUUUGAAAGUAAAAAGCCAAGGGAAACCACUCAGGCAGAAUGGGAUGACAAGAAGGAGAAGCUCUUUUGUGUUUUGGAAAACAAAUGUGUUAGCAAAUAUCAUACACAAUUGAUUAAAACAGAAUCUCUAGAAAACACAGCCUUCCAAAGGCCGGAUUCAUCACCCAAGCCCUUACAGGUGAGCAGUGACUCUGUGGGGAAUGAGCAACCAGCCACAAAUCAUUAUUCAGACAAUUUUGAAGAUCAAGUAGAAAAAUCCCAAGCACUGGACAUUUCAAGGGAUGCCCAUUUCUCCACGAUGGUUGAGAAAGGUGUGCCUGCUGCAGGUGCCACUGUCACUGAGCAGGGUGGCACCCUAGAGCCAGGGGACCACGAAGGCCCAAGAAAUUCUCUUCCUCCUGUCCAAGACGGAGAAGCUACCACUGGAGAGUAUGCUACAAACUUAGCCGAAUCCGUGCUGCAAGAUGCAUUUAUCAGAUUAUCUCAGGCUCAGCCUGCACUGCCCCCAGAGCCUGCAGUCAGCGCUCCCGUAGAAAGUGCUCUGUUUCCCAGUGGCUGCUCCACAAAUGAUGCAGUGGCUGCCAGGUCGUGGAAUGAGCUCCCCAAAAUCGUCAUUGUACAGAGUCCAGAUGGCGGUGAUGCUACCCCUGACGCUGGUGUCUCCUCCUGGCCUGACGCUGACAUUUCUGUUGAUGCCACAAGUGUUCUCCCUGGGGAGAACCCCAGCAGACACCCUCAGAGUGCUUUAGAAAUAGCAUUAGCUUGCGCAGCCACUGUGAUUGGAACGAUUUCCAGUCCACAGGCCACAGAAAGACUCACGAUGGAGCAGGGAUCCUCAGUGUCAAACUGCACCCUGGAAGACAGUGGAGAGCUGCAAACUCAGGAAUCCCCAGGAUUCAAAGAACCUUCCAUCAGUGACUACUCCUUCCCAUCCGCUUUGUGUGGGAUGACUCAGGUGGCCAGUGCUGUCGCUGUCUGUAGCCUGGGUGAGAGAGAAGGGGUGUCAUGCCCGGUGGCCCCGAGUGGCCUCUUGCCUGUAGCUGAGGCAUCUGAAGCCACCUCUCCGCUUUGUGGUUUAGGGACAGAGAAGAGCAUGGAGCUGGAAAAGGAAGCCAUUGCAGAGGCUUUGCUCACAGAGGCAGCUCUGGUUUUAACCAGGCCUGGAUCCUACGGCGGCAUCGGAGACCUCAUGGAUUCUGUGAACAGGAGAAUCAUAGAAACUGCUUCAAAGCCUCAGACCUUGUGCUCAGAAAACAUCCUCAGGAAUGACCUGGCGCAGACCCUGUCCAAUGUUAUCCUGAAGCAUUCCAUUGAUGAAGUUCACCAGAAAAAUAAAAAAGUCCACCCCAACAAUGGCAGACCUGAGUUUGACUCCCUGGGCACCCUCAUGGAAAGCACAAAUCAACUGCUACACAGUGUGAUCUGCUUCACUUUCAAGAAGAUGAGCCACAUUGUGAAGCUUGGUGAGUGUCCUACUGUCCUUUCCAAGGAGACCAUCAGAUGGCUAGAGACAGAAGCCCUAGGCUGCCAGUCGUUUGAUCAGACUGCUGGUCAAGCAUGGGCAAAAGCUACAGAAUACUCCAGUGGCCAUCUGCCUCAUAGUCCCCACAGCACUAGUCUCACCAUAGAUGAUCUUAUGGAUGACGUGUAUCCAAAGCAACAGAAGAGUGGAGUGAGGCCGGGCCCAUUCAAGAACCCCACACUGCCAUCCGAAUUGUCAUGUAGUCACCAAGUGCUGGAUUCUUUUACUGCUAAAACAUCUCCCAAGGGAAUGCAUCUGAAAGGAAUGGUGGGAGAGGAUACAAAGACCCCUCAGCAGACACCCAGUCACAAGGGGAAUGAACGUAGAGCUUCUUCAGGAGCAGAAAGGACACCAGCAGUGGGAAAAUGCAGAAGCAGUUCUGGGAGUGCGGAGGACAGCAUUGACCUCAACCCCCAAGAGAAGGGCAGCUGUGCCACAUCUCAGAACAAUGUCCAAGGUAACCUGUCCUUGUUAGCGGAUGACCUGGUGCUUCCAGCUCAACCCGUGCUAGAAGCAAAGCACACAGCCCUCUACUGCAUUGCAGACUUCGCGGAGGAAUUAGCAGAGACAGUUGUCUCCAUGGCAACUGAAAUUGCAGCUAUCUGCCUUGACAACUCCAAUGGAAAACAACCCUGGUUUUGUGCAUGGAAAAGAGGGAAUGAGUUUCUGAUGACACCAAACGUACCCUGCCAAUCUCUGAAGAGAAAGAAGGAAAGCCACGGCAGUGGUGGCACCCUGAGGAAGCACAAGCCACCGAGGCUCAGUGAGAUCAAGAGGAAAACCGACGAGCACCCUGAACUUAAAGAGAAGCUCAUGAACAGGGUCGUGGACGAGUCUAUGAACCUUGAGGAUGUCCAGGAUUCUGUCAGCAUUUUUGCAAAUGAGGUGGCAGCCAAGAUCAUGAACCUUACGGAGUUCUCCAUGGUGGAUGGCGUGUGGCAAGCCCAGAGCUAUUCCCGAAAUCGCUUACUGAGUGGUGACAGGUGGAACCGGCCGAAGGCGUCCAGCUGCGAAAGCAUCCCAGAGGAGGACUCUGAGGCCAGGGCCUACGUGAACAGCCUGGGUCUGAUGAGCACCCUAAGCCAGCCAGUCAGCAGAGACAGCUCUGUCUCCAAACAAUCCAGCUGUGAGAGCAUCACUGAGGAGUUUUCCAGGUUCAUGGUGAACCAGAUGGAAAAUGAAGGGAGAGGGUUUGAGCUCCUGCUGGAUUACUACGCUGGCAAGAACGCCAGCAGCAUUCUGAACUCAGCAAUGUUACAGGCCUGCCGGAAAAAUGACCACCUCGGCGUGAAGUCAAGCUGUCCCUCUAAGCAGUCCAGCACGGAGAGUAUAACGGAGGAGUUCUACAGGUACAUGCUGAGGGACAUCGAAAGAGAAAGCAAAGACAGCACCUCCUCCAGACGAAGCAGCCAGGAGUGGAGCACUGGUUUCCUGUCUCCUUCUCUGCGAGCCCCGCUUUGUUACAGGCAGUCAUCCAUGCCGGACAGCAGAUCCCCGUGCGCCAGGUUAACAGUGAAUGCACCGGUCAAAGCCAACUCUUUAGAUGGCUUUGCCCAAAACUGCUCACAAGGUUUCCUGAGCGUGCAGACCGUCAGUAGCACCUCCUCAUCUGGUCUCUGCAAAUCUGACUCAUGCUUGUAUCGAAGAGGAGGGACUGACCAGAUCACAAACAUGUUAAUUCAUGAGACGUGGGCAAACUCCAUCGAGGCCCUCAUGCGGAAGAACAAAAUUAUCGCGGAUGAUGUGGAGACCGCUGAUGCCAGUCCUGUUUCUGGCAGUUCUCCCUCGCAAGGGGAAAAGUGUGCAAACAGAUUAGCUGCAAGCAGAGUGCCCUGUGGCCCAACUCUGCUUGUUCAGGAGUCUGUUGAUUUCCCAAGGAAGGACUCUGUUAUGGAAAGCAAACACCCCCGAGUGUCCUCUCCAAGCGAAACUGCUCCUCUUACAGACACCGAUGAUUUAGAUUCUAAAAAGGAAAAUUCCUUGUGCCCUGAUGCUGGUCCUUUAAGCCACGCCAGGUGGUCCCUUUGCUCCGGGGGUGUGCCUUUGAUUCAGAUUGAAACAGACCAGAGAGAAGACUGUGCCAGGGAACCCGAACCUUUGCCUGCUGAAAGCAGCUCCUUACCGGAAGCAGAUCAUGUGAAUGAAGAAAGGGUCGCAGAUGUGGCCAAAAGUGGAGGCACAGACACAGCUGUCUGCCAGAACCAUAGUGACAAUCUUGAUGCCAGAGAUGGACCAGAAGCUGAAGCCACCACAGAAGGCAGAGUCCCCAGCGAGUUUCCCAGCCCUCCCAGCAGCAGUGAGGAGAGUACAGGCAGCUGGUCCCAGCUAGCCAAUGAAGAGGACAUCCCAGAUGACACAAGUAGCUUUCUGCAGCUCAGCGAACGAUCCAUGAGCAAUGGCAACAGUAGUGCCACUAGCAGUCUUGGCAUUAUGGACCUGGACAUUUAUCAGGAAAGCAUGCCUUCUUCUCCCAUGAUUAAUGAAUUAGUAGAAGAAAAGGAGAUUCUUAAAGGACAGUCAGAAAGCAGAAAGGAACAAGCUUCUGGACUGCCAGGGACAGCAGCCAGCCACCAGAGGAGCCUGCUGGUGAUCAAUUUCGACUUGGAACCGGAGUGUCCGGAUGCUGAGCUCCGAGCCACUCUGCAAUGGAUAGCUGCCUCCGAGCUUGGGAUUCCCACAAUCUACUUUAAGAAAUCUCAGGAAAACAAAAUUGAAAAGUUUCUAGAUGUCGUUCGUCUGGUCCACCGGAAGUCCUGGAAAGUCGGGGAUAUCUUUCACGCAGUCGUGCAGUACUGCAAAAUGCAUGAGGAGCGGAAAGAGGGGAUCCCAAGUCUCUUUGACUGGCUCCUGGAACUGGGAUAAGGCAGUUUUGCCCUGGGGAGUAUUUCUUUCCUUAGAUAACAGUGCUUUGCUCAAUGCUCUGAACUUUAUCAGUACAUCACAUCAUAUUAGCAGCACUAUAAAAAAACCUACUGCUCAAGUCCAAGGUACGAGGAAUAACUGACAGAAGCCAAAAUAUAGACCUGUACAAAUCAAUACAACAUGUUCAAAAGAUCCUGAAUUGGAAUGGCUGGCAAAAGAGAUACUUCAGUGGAUGCCCAAAUUAAAAAGCUUAUAACUAGUCCCAUGGUCCAGGAAACUGGACUCAUAUACGUUCAAUAAUAUAAAAUGAUAGAAAAUGUCUCCAAUUAUGUGAAUCAACUUGACAUGAAUUCACUGGUGAAAAUAAAAUUUUAUAAACUAUGCUGUAACUUUUAUUGUACUGCCAGCCCAGGCAAACAUUUAGGAUAUGGAUAAGAACUUUCCAAGUUUAUACAAAACAUUUUCACUUUCACACCAGAAUCAGUAGCUAUGAGCAGACAUGCAGUAGUGCAUCCAUGUCCUCUACUGAGUUACGUCAUUCAUUCAUUGCAAUCCAUUGAUAAAUAUUCCAGUGCUUCCCAACAAUCUCUAAGCUCCUUGGUAAUUAAAAAACUAACAGCAUUCAACUGAGGGAGUGGGAGAUUGAUGAUUUCCUUGUUUCCAUGAAAAUAUUGCCUGGGCAAAAUGAUUAUGGAAUUCUGAGCCUAUGGGAAAGCUUUCUUACUAAAAAGAAAAAAAAUAGUUUUUUGAGAUUAAAAUCUGCUUAUGUAUUGAAUUAUAUUAAAUAUAAACUUUCAUUUUAUUUUUAUUGUAAAUUAUGGUGAGGCUAUUAUCAUAAAUAAUAUAUUGAGUUAGUUUAGAUGUUAAUAAACCAGGAAGAUAUUGUUCUUGAAAGUCACUCGUUGAUGUUGAGCCUGGUGGUUUGUUGUAUCAGGAAGGUGGUGACACUCCCAUUGCUGAUAUGCUGCUUUGAUGACCUUCAUAGUGAUAGACAUAGGGUAAAAAGCUGUGUUAGGCAUGACCAUUCAGGAUGACAGGAUUUCUACGCAAUGAUACUGGCACUGGGUUUGGGGCAUAAAAAGACUAUCACAUUUAAAAUAUUUUAAUAACAGAAAUUUACUCUUGUGGAAACUAAAAGUAUCUAACAUCUACCUAUUAAGUUUUUCUUUCCUUCCAACUAAAUGAUCGAAGAGGUUUACUAAGCAUCUUCUGAAAUACUGUGCUUGUACUCUGUUUUUAAAUUUUGCAAAGAUAUUAUAAAUGUAAACAAAGCCCUACACUAUUGAUGCUGGUAUUGCAUAAUCAUCCACAUUUUUCAAAUGCUAAGAAAGCUUCCUAGUAAGCCAUACUUUCCCCCCUAUCAACUCAUGCCAGGAAUCUUGUCUAGUGUUCACUGGGCAUUUGUUAUACAAAUAGUCCAAAUUUAGGUUGUAUGUUUAAUUUGACACAUGAACCAAAUUUAAAAUCCAUCCAUCUUCUCAGACUGAAAUGUGCUUCUUUGUGCUACUAAAUGGAAAAGGAUAUAUUUAUUUUUAAACAAUCUCAGAAUAUUAUGUGUAGCUUUUUGUCAUGCUCAAAUAAAUGUUUACUUAUCUUACAAAGCACAAAUACUGGAUUGUAACCAUGUGAUAAAGCUGUAUAUGUUGUACUACUGUUGCAAACAAUCAAUAAAUUUCUGUUGCCAAAUUA
Chinchilla lanigera (long-tailed chinchilla) is the source of this 6957-nucleotide messenger RNA. It is a transcript of the gene Sphkap, whose product is annotated as SPHK1 interactor, AKAP domain containing. Gene Ontology annotation, molecular function: protein kinase A binding. Bases 88 to 5268 code for a protein of 1726 amino acids. NCBI's taxonomy places the organism in Eukaryota, Metazoa, Chordata, Mammalia, Rodentia, Chinchillidae. Gene Ontology annotation, cellular component: cytoplasm. The transcript has 12 exons. The record is from RefSeq and is a predicted model, not a curated record.